AUGGCGGCGGCGGCGGGCGCCCCUCAGCCGGGUCCGCCGCAGCCGCCUCCGCCGCCGCCGCCCGAGGAGUCGUCCGACAGCGAGCCCGAGGCGGAGCCCGGCUCCCCGCAGAAGCUCAUCCGCAAGGUGUCCACGUCGGGCCAGAUCCGCCAGAAGACUGUCAUCAAAGAGGGGAUGCUGACCAAACAGAACAAUUCGUUCCAACGAUCAAAACGAAGAUACUUCAAGCUUCGGGGACGGACGCUGUACUAUGCAAAAACUGCCAAGUCGAUCAUAUUUGAUGAGGUGGACCUGACUGAUGCCAGCGUGGCUGAAUCCAGCACCAAGAACGUCAACAACAGCUUUACGGUCAUCACUCCAUGUAGGAAGCUCAUCCUGUGUGCCGACAACAGGAAGGAGAUGGAAGACUGGAUUGCAGCCCUGAAGACGGUGCAGAGCAGGGAGCACUUUGAGCCCACCCAGUACAGCAUGGACCACUUCUCAGGGACGCACAACUGGUACGCCUGCUCGCACGCGAGGCCCACCUACUGCAACGUGUGCCGCGAGGCCCUGUCCGGGGUCACGUCCCACGGGCUGUCCUGUGAAGUGUGUAAGUUCAAGGCCCACAAACGCUGUGCUGUGCGUGCGACCAGUAACUGCAAGUGGACCACGCUGGCCUCCAUCGGGAAGGACAUCAUCGAGGAUGAGGACGGGAUCGCCAUGCCUCACCAGUGGCUGGAGGGCAACCUGCCCGUGAGCGCCAAGUGCACGGUGUGUGACAAGACGUGCGGCAGUGUGCUGCGUCUGCAGGACUGGCGCUGCCUCUGGUGCAAGGCCAUGGUGCACACGGCGUGUAAAGACUCCCUGGUGACCAAGUGCCCGCUGGGCCUGUGCAAAGUGUCGGUCAUCCCACCCACCGCGCUCAACAGCAUCGAUUCCGAUGGCUUCUGGAAGGCCACCUGUCCUCCGUCCUGCACGAGUCCGUUGUUGGUCUUCGUCAAUUCAAAGAGUGGGGACAACCAGGGGGUGAAGUUCCUGCGAAGGUUCAAGCAGCUGCUGAACCCUGCCCAGGUCUUUGACCUCAUGAAUGGAGGACCACACCUUGGCUUGCGUUUGUUCCAGAAGUUUGACACGUUCCGGAUUCUGGUCUGUGGUGGAGAUGGCAGCGUUGGUUGGGUCCUCUCUGAAAUCGACAGCCUCAACCUUCACAAGCAGUGCCAGCUCGGGGUGCUGCCGCUCGGCACGGGGAACGACCUGGCUCGUGUGCUAGGCUGGGGCUCGGCCUGCGAUGACGACACCCAGCUCCCGCAGAUCCUGGAGAAGCUGGAGAGAGCCAGCACCAAGAUGCUGGACAGGUGGAGUGUCAUGGCCUACGAGACCAAACUGCCCCGGCCUGUUUCCUCUUCCGCCGUCACCGAAGACCUGAGCGAGGGCUCCGAGGUGCAGCAGAUCCUCUUCUAUGAAGACUCUGUCGCGGCCCACCUCUCCAAGAUCCUGACCUCUGACCAGCACUCCGUGGUGAUCUCGUCAGCCAAAGUGCUCUGCGAGACCGUGAAGGACUUUGUGGCGCGGGUGGGGAAGGCCUACGAGAAGACCACCGAGAGCUCGGAGGAGUCGGAGGUCAUGGCCAAGAAGUGCUCCGUCCUCAAGGAGAAGCUGGACUCCCUGCUGAAGACCCUGGACGACGAGUCGCAGGCCUCGUCCUCCCUGCCCACGCCGCCCCCCACCAUCGCUGAGGAGGCAGAGGACGGGGAUGGGGCGGGCGGUGGCUGCGGCUCCGGCUCCACGGGGGCCCGCGCCGUGGGCUCGGCCUGCCCCGCCCGGCCCCAGAUAUUCCGGCCUCGCGAGCAGCUCAUGCUGAGGGCCAACAGUCUGAAGAAGGCCAUCCGCCAGAUCAUAGAACACACAGAAAAAGCUGUGGACGAGCAGAACGCCCAAACCCAAGAGCAGGAGGGCUUCAUCCUCGGCCUUUCCGAGUCGGAGAAGAAGGACCUGAAGGUGGAUGACAGAGCAGGCCAUGGCGAGGGCCACGGCGCCUCCAAGGGCCGGAGUCUCCGCAGAGUGUCCAAGUCCCCCUGCGAGAAGCUGAUAAGCAAAGGGAGCUUGUUGCCGGGCGGUUCUGCAUCUCUUCCUCCGCAGUCAGGAAGCCGGGAUGGCCUACCAGCGCUGAAUACAAAGAUCUUAUUCCCGAAUGUCCGCGCCGGGAUGUCUGGUACCCUGCCUGGAGGCUCAGUCAUCAGCCGAUUACUAAUUAAUGCCGACCCCUUUAACUCUGAACCAGAAAACCUAGAGUAUUACACGGAGAAAUGUGUCAUGAACAAUUACUUUGGCAUCGGCCUGGACGCGAAGAUCUCCCUGGACUUCAACAACAAGCGUGAUGAGCACCCAGAGAAGUGCAGGAGUCGAACCAAGAACAUGAUGUGGUACGGAGUCCUGGGCACCAGGGAGCUGCUACACAGAACCUACAAGAACCUGGAGCAGAAGGUCCUACUGGAGUGCGACGGGCGCCCCAUCCCCCUCCCGAGUCUCCAGGGAAUCGCUGUCCUCAACAUCCCCAGCUACGCCGGAGGGACCAACUUCUGGGGGGGCACCAAGGAGGAUGAUACCUUUGCAGCCCCGUCGUUCGACGACAAGAUCUUGGAGGUGGUUGCGGUGUUCGGCAGCAUGCAGAUGGCUGUCUCCCGGGUCAUAAAGCUGCAGCAUCACCGGAUCGCCCAGUGUCGCACGGUGAAGAUCUCCAUCCUGGGCGAUGAGGGCGUGCCUGUGCAGGUGGACGGAGAGGCCUGGGUCCAGCCCCCGGGAUACAUCCGCAUUGUCCACAAGAACCGGGCGCAGACCCUCACCAGGGAUCGGGCCUUUGAGAACACCCUGAAGUCCUGGGAGGACAAGCAGAAGUGCGAGCUGCCCCGUGCCCCGUCUUUCUCCCUGCACCCGGAGAUCCUGUCCGAGGAGGAGGCCACCCAGAUGGACCAGUUCGGGCGGGCGGCGGGAGCCCUCAUCCACAGCAUCCGGGAGCUAGCGCAGUCCCACCGGGACGUGGAGCAGGAGCUCGCCCACGCCGUCAACGCCAGCUCCAAGUCCAUGGACCGAGUGUACGGCAAGCCCAGAGCCACAGAGGGGCUGAGCUGCAGCCUCGUCCUGGAGAUGGUGAAUAACGUCCGAGCCCUGCGCAGCGAGACGGAGCUGCUGCUUGCGGGCAGGCUGGCCCUGCAGCUGGAUCCCCCUCAGAAGGAGCGGCUCACGGCUGCCCUCGCCGAGAUGGACCAACAGCUCAGGAAGCUGGCGGACACGCCAUGGCUGUGCCAGCCCAUGGAGCCUGGUGAUGAAGAGAACGUGAUGCUGGAUCUUUCCAAGCGCAGCCGCAGCGGUAAAUUCCGCCUGGUGACCAAGUUCAAGAAGGAGAAAAACAACAAGAACAGAGAAGCGCGCUGCAGCCUGGGCGCCCCGGUGCACCUCUGGGGCACAGAGGAGGUGGCUGCCUGGUUGGAGCACCUCAGUCUCUGUGAGUAUAAGGACAUCUUCACGCGGCACGACAUCCGGGGCUCUGAGCUCCUGCACCUGGAGCGGAGGGACCUCAAGGACCUCGGUGUGACCAAGGUGGGCCACAUGAAGCGGAUCCUGUGCGGCAUCAAGGAGCUGAGCCGCGGCGUCCCUGCCGCCGCCGCCGCCGAGGCCUAG
Molecule: messenger RNA, 3657 nt
Organism: Rangifer tarandus platyrhynchus (Svalbard reindeer)
Lineage: Eukaryota; Metazoa; Chordata; Mammalia; Artiodactyla; Cervidae
Source: the annotation of a GenBank genome assembly